CUUCACCAAAUUGUUUGUCUAGUUGUCCGUGUCUCAUUCUAUUCUCUCUCACCUCGUGAAAAAGAAACCACAUUUCUCUCUAAAUCUUUCUGGGUUUUUCUAAUUUGUGGAUGUGAGGAUCGUGUCUGGCAGAUUCUAUCUGAUUUCUGAUCAGAGAGAGAAAGAGAGGAGAGAGAUUUUCUCUCUCUCUCUAAAAGUUCUGGGUUUUACACGCUUGAGAGUAUUUGGGGAUCUUACGUGCUGAUUUUGUGAUCAGAGGAGAGAGAAAGAGAGACAGAGAGGUAGAGAAAGAGAUGGGAGGUUGCGUGUCAACGCCUAAGAGCUGCGUGGGAGGGAAAAUAAGGUCAAACAAGAGGAGAAAGACUCGGACAAGACGAAAGAUUCAGAAGAAGAGAGUUGUGUCUUCUUCUUGCUUAUCUGACGGAUCUUUCGAAAAUCACGAUCGCUCUUUCUCCAAUCCCACUUUCCGAGCAAGCGCUGAUGAAGCAUGGUUUGAUUCCAACCUCGCCUUUGAAACCGAUUGUGAUGAUGAUUUCCACAGUGUCGAAGAUGUCUUGUCAGUAAACGGAGCUGAGCGUAUCUCAGUAUCGAGUAUGUCAUCUGUUAGAGACUCUACCCUUGGUGGCUCCGCUCGAAACUCUCUAAGCGAUGGUCCUAAAACUUCAAACUCUCAUGCCUCAACGAUAGAUGACGCUAUGUCACAGUCAAAAUCAGACGGUGCCUUGGUGGUUGACACUAAGCAGCCUGUUUUCAUCGACGAGAUAUCUUCGAGUGCUGAUGAUAGCUCUAGAAAAGAUGAAGGAUUGUUGGAAAGCUGUGGGAUUCUUCCGAGCAAUUGUUUGCCUUGUCUUAAUUCGACCGUUCCUUAUGAAAAGAGAAGGUCCUUAAGCUCUAGCCCUCCUGGUACAAGGAAAAAAGCUGCUCUUAAACUAUCUUUCAAGUGGAGAGAAGGACAUGCUACUGGUCCUUUAUUUUCAACCAAAAUGCAGUUGCAAAGACCGAUUGCGGGUACUCAGGUUCCAUUUUGUCCGCUCGAGAAGAAAAUGUUCGAUUGUUGGUCAAUCAUAGAGCCAAGUAGUUUCCGUGUUCGUGGCAAAACUUAUUUCAGAGAAAAGAAGAAAGAGUUUGCACCAAACUAUGCUGCAUAUAAUCCAUUUGGUGUUGAUGUAUUUUUAUCACAACGUAAAGUAAACCAUAUAGCACAGUACGUGGAGCUUCCUGUUAUUACUACCACCUCGUCUAAGCUCCCAUCUAUACUCGUUGUAAAUGUUCAGAUACCAUUGUAUCCUGCUGCAAUCUUUCAAGGUGAAACUGAUGGAGAAGGAAUGAAUUUUGUAUUAUACUUUAAACUUUCUGAUAAUUAUUUAAAGGAGCUUCCACCUCAUUUCAAGAAAGCAUUCAGAUUGAUAGAUGAUGAAGUUGAGAAAGUCAGAGGCUUUGCUAUGGAUGCAAGUGUGCCAUUUAGAGAACGUUUAAAGAUAUUGGGACGUGUAGCGAAUGUAGACGAUCUUCAGUUGAAUGGUGCAGAGAAAAAACUCAUGAAUGCUUAUAACGAAAAACCUGUGCUUUCGCGUCCACAACAUGAGUUUUAUUCGGGUGAAAAUUACUUUGAGAUUGAUAUUGAUAUGCAUAGAUUCAGUUAUAUAUCGCGGAAAGGAUUCGAAGCAUUUUUAGACAGACUCAAGCAUUGUGUUCUUGAUGUUGGACUUACAAUUCAGGGGAAUAAGUCGGAGGAAUUACCUGAGCAGAUUCUGUGUUGCGUCCGGUUAAACGGGAUUGAUUACAUGAAUUAUCAUCAGUUAGCUCUUAAUCAAGAAUUCCUAUGAUAAAAAAAUGACUUUUUUGUUUGUUUCUCUGUUUUUUCUUUUGUUCCUCAAGAACACAAAAUCUAAGAGCUUUUUCCUUUUGAAGAAAAACUCAAUAAUGAAAGGAUGAUGAUGAUAAUC
Messenger RNA from Eutrema salsugineum, 1946 nucleotides. RefSeq lists its product as uncharacterized. The record is from RefSeq and is a predicted model, not a curated record. Lineage: Eukaryota; Viridiplantae; Streptophyta; Magnoliopsida; Brassicales; Brassicaceae.